UGUGACGGUUGAGUGUUCUGUUGUUAAAAUCCAGCCAGUAGUCAGUAUAAAGAGAACGGACCUAAGGCACGGAACUACGAGUUUAACUCAUGAUGUCCAUUCGUCCGACUAAUGUUGUUGUUGCUUUUUGUUUUCAUUAAAGAAGUUGGAUUCAGUUCAGUUUUUAAUUAAAGGGCGAUAAAUACUUUCCAGGAUUAUCGUUUCUCAUCGAAUUUUUUUUUUCAUUUUUGUAUUGUGGGUGUUGUGUAAUUUAUUUAAAUAUCCAUAUAGAAAAAAAAGAGCUUUUUGGAAAAUUUAAUUUUCUGUAAAUGGUCUUGACAUAAUAAUAUGUGAAAUUAAUUAAUUUUUAAUAUGUGACUAUUCUUUUAGUGCAACAUACAAUUUUUAAAUAAGAUAACAUAGUUUUUGCAAAAUUUUCUGAUAUAUUGUUGUGACUGAAGUAUUUUUUCCGCUAACAACUAAAACAAAAUCAUAAAAAAAUGGGUAUACGCGACCAGUUGAAAGUAUUUCGUCGAAAUCGUGCUACAGAACCACAAAGAAGGAGAUCCUUAUUCAAUUUAGUUGCUCCUAAUCAAAUAACCGAAGAAUCGUUGCAAGUAUGGCGGGAACUACCGGAGCAAAUACGACAGGACCCUAGUUUGGUAUCUUUUCAAGUUGAGAACGAUCGUUUACAUGGUUCAUCUACUCCAAAUGGUGAACGAUAUGUCAGUUCUAGUGACGAAAUCGAAUCAACUUUGAAUGACAUCAAAGAUGGUUCGGAAUAUAUAAAUUUGAAAACUUACAAACCAAAAGCAAGACUAACAAGCUGUUCUUGUGAAGAAAAAAGUCCAAAUUGCGAAAACCACAACUCAAUUAUUGACCAUCAGCAACCGUUUAUUGAAAGUGGUGGAAAAAGUUCGAAGCAAAUUCGAAAUGAAAAAUUAAUUAAAAAGAUUUGCCUUUUGAUAUUUUGGCUUCUUUCAACGCUAACUUUGUUAAGUACUCAUGAGAAACAUUUGAUGCAUCAGCAACUUUUAGUACCUGAAUAUGAAGAAAAACUUUAUUUUCUUCCAAGAAAUCCUAUGGGAAAUUUUAAGAUCACUCUACUUGGUGCCUUCGAUGAAUCCCACAAUUCAACUGCAGACUUUUUGACCGUCCAAUUGCAAGUGGUGAAAUUAAUGAAUUGGAAUGAUAGUGAAAUUGCUGAGGAUAUACUUGAGCCAUGGAUUGUGCCAAUAGUUCCUGAAGACGAAUUCGACACAACUUCAAUGAACUCGAAAAACAGAACUUUCUUUGUUAGCCGAGAAAUAUUAUCUCAAUUGGAUGAUGAUAAUAACACUCGAUUGAGAUUGAAAAUGUUCACAAAUGAAACUUCUUCGGGAUUUGCAUUGAAGCUUUUCUUUGAUCCUUUGGUGAUAAAUAUUGAACAAGGCAUUGUGCUAGCUACUUUGAUACUAUCAGCUUUUUAUGGUUUGUUAGUUUGGGAGGUUUUCCAUAGGACAUUUAUAGCAAUAGUUUGCUCAACAGCUUCUAUUGCAAUAUUGGCCUUUUUGGGUGACCGACCGACAAUGGAAGAAAUCGUUGUUUGGAUGGAUAUGGAAUUGUUAACUUUGCUCUUUUCGAUGAUGAUUCUUGUAGCUAUACUUACGGAAACUGGAAUCUUUGAUUAUUUGGCAGUUUUGACUUUUGAGAUUUCCGGCGGUAAAAUUUGGCCUCUUAUAUACAGCCUCUUGAUAACAACAUGCUGUAUAUCUUCUGUCCUGGAUAACAUGACAACUGUGCUCCUUAUGACUCCUGUGGCCAUAAGACUUUGUGAAGUAAUGGAAAUUGAUCCUGUACCAGUUCUAAUGGGUAUCAUAGUUCACGCUAACAUCGGUGGAGCAAUAACUCCCAUCGGUGAUCCCAUCAGCAUUAUAGUCUGCUCAAAUCAUUUCAUAUCACGAAAUGGAGUAACAUUCACCAAUUUUGUGGCCCACUGUUUACCUGGAGUAGUUUUGACUGUUCUUUUCAGCUGUCUCUAUAUGAGACUUAAAUUUUGGGAUAUUAAUUCGUUAAGAGUAAAUGAACCAAAAGUUCUUCGUGAACUUCGUCGGGAAAUCAUAAUCUGGCAGAGAGCAGCUAACUCUUUGCAAACCUAUUCGAAAGAUGUUGAUAUAGUUCGUGAAACGCUAUUGAAGAAAGUUGAAAUUUUGAAGUACAAAUUGAAGAAGAAGCAAACUGGUGUUGGAUCGGAAGAUGCUUAUAUACGAACUUUGGAAGAGCUUAAAGCUGCAUAUCCAAUUCGACAUAAAACUCUUCUGAUUCAAUCGGUCUUUACACUGGUCUUUGUGAUUUCUAUGUUUUUCGUGCAAUCAGUGCCAAGUUUGCAAACUCUUCCUCUUGGUUGGGUAGCAUUACUUGGUGUUGUCCUUCUAAUGAUUAUAUCCAGUCGGAAUGAUAUGGACGCUAUGGUGCAUAGAAUUGAGUGGACAACACUGCUUUUCUUCGCAGCUAUGUUUGUGAUGAUGGAGUGUGUAGAAAGACUUGGUCUUUUCAUUUGGAUUGGAAACCACACAGAGAAAAUAAUCUUGCUCGUCAGCAAGGAACAUCGAUUGGCAGCAGCUGUAUUUAUUAUUCUUUGGAUUUCUGCAAUUACUUCGGCUGUGCUUGAUAGUAUUCCAGUGACAGCUAUGAUGGUAAAGCUUGUGGUGUCUUUAGUUGCAAAGGACACAUUAGAUUUGCCUCUUCAGCCUUUAGUUUGGGCACUCGUUUUUGGAUGCUGCUUAGGAGGAAACGGAACUCUUUAUGGAGCAUCUGCUAAUGUUUUGUCUGCUGGUAUGGCUGAACAGCAUGGAUACAAGAUAUCUUUUACAAGAUAUUUGAAGUUUGCUUUCCCUAUGAUGAUUGGACAAGUUGCACUUAUUACAGCGUACCUUAUGGUUGCACAUAUUUUAUAUGCGUGGCAUUGAAAAGAAAAAAAAAAAGGAUUCUUAUAUUAUACGAGUAUUUACUUACAUACAUAAAAUGUAGUUUAGGGAUUUAAUGCAAUAAAAAAUA
Molecule: messenger RNA, 3015 nt
Organism: Episyrphus balteatus (marmalade hoverfly)
Lineage: Eukaryota; Metazoa; Arthropoda; Insecta; Diptera; Syrphidae
Gene: hoe2
Product: P protein
Exons: 10
Coding region: 480-2927 (815 amino acids)
Biological process (GO): transmembrane transport
Cellular component (GO): membrane
Source: RefSeq, a predicted model, not a curated record